This is a messenger RNA of Dentiscutata erythropus, 1062 nucleotides long. NCBI's taxonomy places the organism in Eukaryota, Fungi, Glomeromycota, Glomeromycetes, Diversisporales, Gigasporaceae. The record is from the annotation of a GenBank genome assembly.
AUGUUAUUUAACAAACACUUAAACGGGAUUCGCGGGACCUUGCUGUUAUUUCUCGUAUUAAUUUUUGUAAAGUUUAGUUUCAGUCAAACAGUGCUAAAUACUCCAAAAACUUCUGCAGGUACAGAAACGCUAACAAUAGCAACUUCUACAAAUAUAAUAACACAUGUUCCUUCAUCUUCUAAAGUUACAUCUAUAAUUGUAACAACGCAAGUUUCUAUACCUUCUGUAGUGAUAACGACAACAACGCAUGCUUCUACAACUUCUGUAGUGUCAACGACAACUACGCAAGCUUCUACAACUUCUGUAGUGGAGCCGGCAGUAGCGCAAGUUUCUACAACUUCUGUAGUGGAGCCGGCAUCUACAACUUCUGUAGUGGCGCCAGCAGAAGCACAAGUUUCUACAACUUCUGUGGUGACACCACCAGCAGCACAAGUUUCUACAACUUCUGUGGUGACACCGGCAACAGCACAAACACCUGCAGUUCCUACAGGUUUUACAACUUCUGGAACUUCUGUAACUACAACAACAACGGAGACAACAAUACAAGAACCGACACCUAAUCCUGGAGCGCCGAAAUCGAAUACAAGUUCAUCUUACAAUCCACCUGGAAAAUCCCCAACACUACCACCAACCGAAGCAACAACGAUUAUUAAUCAAUGCACAAAUAAUACGAUGUAUUGUCAUAUAGAUACUAAUACAAAAGUCACUGGAAAAAUAUUUACAAGUACAGCAACAGAUCAAAAGAUUACUCUAACCCCUUCUUAUGAAAAAACAAUUACAAAAUUCACAAUUACAACGUUUAUACAAACUAUUACUCAGGUAUAUCCAGGAUAUACAACUACUAUAACUACUAACAUCAAUGGAGUGGAAUCGACAUAUGAAACAUAUUAUCCACCAAGUACUUUAGUUGUGAUGCAGACAGUAACUGCUUCUGUACCUGCUAUUGAAGCAGGACAAUCUAGUAAUAUUGGCAUUAAUUUCAGAGAUUAUAAUGGAUUAGUAAAUAUUAUUUGGAGUUUGUGGAUUAUAAUUUGGAGUUUAGUAUAUAUGAUUUUAACUUGA